Pyricularia oryzae 70-15 is the source of this 3570-nucleotide messenger RNA. RefSeq names its product C6 transcription factor. The record is from RefSeq and is a predicted model, not a curated record. Bases 625 to 3309 code for a protein of 894 amino acids. Gene Ontology annotation, cellular component: nucleus. NCBI's taxonomy places the organism in Eukaryota, Fungi, Ascomycota, Sordariomycetes, Magnaporthales, Pyriculariaceae. The transcript is spliced from 3 exons. Gene Ontology annotation, molecular function: DNA binding; zinc ion binding; DNA-binding transcription factor activity, RNA polymerase II-specific. Gene Ontology annotation, biological process: regulation of DNA-templated transcription; DNA-templated transcription.
CUAGCAAACGGCAGCCUCCAUCAACGAUCCUACAUUUCUGGAAGUUUGGAUACAACAGAACGGAAAGAAGCGCUUUUAGGCGAAUUCUCCGUGCAGCAGCCAGGAGGAUUCCCGGGCCUGUGACUACGGAGCGGUACGCACGCCGGACGUCGCAAGAGCAAGGAAGCUCGGAGCACAAACGAGGCCAGCAGUCAGUCAGUGAGGGGAACAGAAAGAAACGAGAAGAAGAUUCCCAGAAUGCUCAGAAUUUGGUAUUCCUGACAGGAGCUAGCUUUGUUCAAAUAAGCUCCGCUUGGAUUAAUUGUCGGCUCUACAACAACAAGCUAGUUCCCGAUAAACUAAUCCUGUCAAAGUCGGGCUGUAUUUUUUUUUCUCUGCUGCCGGAGCAUCUCUGCCCGGCUUGCCUGUGUGGGACGGUGGGUUUGAGCGCACGCACUUUUGCGUGUUCGGACCACCCUCGACCCCGUUCUCUGGCCCAUCAUUGCACCGAAAACACCGUGAAUAGUCAGUCCCGACUUUUCUCGCUGCGCUGCGGACCCCUCGGCACCUUCGCGCCCGUACUGCCGAAAGUUGGGCCCAAAAUUGAAUGAGCAACCUUAAUACCUUGCUGCGCUGGACGGCAAGAUGCAGACCGAUCUGCGCCGUGGGAGCAGCGGGAACCAUCAGUCGUCGCCCGUCGCAGAUGGCAAUCGGGCAGAUGCUCAGAACAACAGCGGCGAUGAGGGUCAACCCCUCAGCGAUUCCGACAAUGAUCUUGACGACCAGGUUGAUUUGGUUCGGAACGGCAAGCGAAAGAGGCCAAUUUCAGUCUCGUGCGAAUUGUGCAAGCAGAGAAAAGUAAAAUGUGAUCGUGGACAACCAUCAUGCGGGUGGUGCAGUCGCAACGGCGCCAGUUGCGAGUACAAGGAACGCAAAAAGCCUGGUCUUCGUGCAGGAUAUGGAAGGGAACUUGAGCAACGGCUGGACAAGCUCGAGGCGAUACUGCGAUCGCAUCAAGAGAUCCUUCAAACCUCAAUGGACGGCGGUAGCAGCCAUCUCCCAGGUCUCCAUCAUCCCAAAGCACCCUCCAGCGUUCGAGGUAGCAUCCACAGCCUACCUAGUGACCAUGGCACACCAAGAGAAACGCAACCCCCUCCGUUUACUAGGUCCGACAGUUCUAUACGGACUCCUCAGGCGGAAACGGCUCUCUUCCUGCAAAAGCCGUCAUCUUACCCACCGGCACCAUCCGCACAGCACCACUCACAGUCAAUGGAGUUUGGAUUGCAUCCACCAACGCCAACCAUGCGCGAUGGGUUUCAAUCCCAGAUUGGCCCUCCAGCUGGCAUAUCCCCUACCAACUCCCAUAGCCACAUCCGUGGCACAAGUACAAUGUCGAGCGCAGCAUACGAUUACUACAACCCAACAAGUACAGCUUCAACAACAAGCAGUCAUCCUCAUCAUCAGUCGCCAUCUACAAUGACGCAGAAUCAGGCACAGAUAGCAUCCGACCACGAGCUACCCCCAUAUGAUCUAUUGUACGCCCUCGUCGACCUUUACUUCAAACACAUCAACACCUGGUGCCCAAUAUUACAUCGGAAAAUGACGCUUGCCGCCCUCUUUGACUCUCCAGUGCCUGAAGAGACGGACAAGAUACUCCUUCAUGCUAUCGUGGCUACAACGCUAAGGUACUCUUCCGAUACCCGGUUGACCGAAGAGAGCCGACGAAGAUACCAUGACGUCUCCAAGAAAAGGGUCCUAUUGUAUGGCAUGGAAAACUCGUCGGUUAAAUCUCUACAGGCACUCGUCAUACUUGCCUUGGACUUGUGUGGUGCCGGCAAUGGGCCACCAGGCUGGAACAUAAUGGCACUGAUCACACGGUCAGUUGUCCAGCUCGGAUUGUCGGUGGAAAGCAACUCGUUCUCCGUCUCGCCAAACUUUACCUCUAUUUACACUUUACGGGCCAUGAUACUGCCGGAGCCGAGAGACUUUAUAGAAGAAGAGUCUAGGCGGAGGCUUUUCUGGAUGGUGUAUCUGCUCGACCGGUACGCAACCAUCUCGACUGCUUUUGACUUUGCGCUCGACGAUAAAGAGAUCGAUCGGGCACUUCCAUGUCGAGACGACCUCUGGACCAAGAACCAAAAGGUCGAGACGAAAAGGUUUCGUGCCAAGGGUACCAACCCACAACACGACGAAUCGACAACCCACGAAUACGAGAUCAACAAGCCCGAGAACCUCGGAGCCUUUAGUUAUUACAUUGAGAUUGUGACGAUCCUUUCUCAAAUCCACAAAUUCCUCAAGCAGCCUGUCGACAUUUCGGCGCUCAGUGACGUCGAGCAGUGGCAGAUGCGAUACAAGGAGUUGGAUAAUACCUUGACGAACUGGAAGUUCAACCUGCCCGGCGAGUACUGCAGCAUGGCUAAGCUGUUUCAGCCCGGAAGUGCCAAAACACUCAACUGUGGCUGGGUCAUGCUGCACGCCACCUAUCAUACGGCAACCAUCCGGCUACAUUCAUCUGCGGCGUACCCGACCACAAGGUCACCGAUUUUCACACCAUCGUACUCGGCAUCACAGCGUUGUCACUCGGCCGUGGAGAACAUAGCAGCCCUGGGCGAGUUUGUGCUGACCAACAACCUCUUGCCCAAGCUGGGUCCGCCAUUCGCCUUUACACUGUGGGUAGCUGCACGGGUUCUGCUGGUCCACGGCUCCACGGUCGAACACAAAGUCAGCCCACAGAUCGGCUUCUUUGUCGACGCCCUCAAGGAGAUGGGCAGGUACUGGCCGGUGGCCAGGCGGUACUGCGAACUGCUGCAGAGAGUGCUUGACGAGUACCACGACAGCGCGAGGCACGGAGAUGUGGGCUUCACGCCGAGCAGCGUCAAGAUCUUGGCGGACAUGCGCCGGACGGCGUUUGAUCUCGACUUUUUGAUCAGUAGACAGCCACACCAACAAACUGCAGCAGCACAUGGCGGCAGCACUGGCGCGGCUUCCCUAGCGGCUCCGGCAGGUGCAGCGCCGACGGCUCAGGGCUUUGGCAGCAGAUACCCCAGCAUCACGCCCGCGCGGACGCCGCAGCCCAACGAGCUCGAGUACCUCGACGUCUUUGACUUUUUCAACUAUCCGCGACUGCCUCCCGGUGCACCGGCGGAGGGCAAUGCGAAUGCGCACGGGAACGGAGCUGGAAACGGCAACGGGGAGGGCGGCGGUGGCGAGGGCGGCGGGGAGGGUGCGGCCGUCGUGCCAAGCAACGAGUUCAAUAUAACGGAUUUCAUAAUGGACGUCAACAGGGAUUGGCUGUUCAAACAGGAAGGGACUGGGAACUUUGUCAGUUGAGACACGUACGCCCGGCAAUCCUCGCGGGGCUGAUUUGGACAUUCAUGGCAUAUGGCAUGCGAUACUUUUUUGUCAGUCUGUGUAAUAUGGAUGGAUACCUUUGGUCGCAUUUUGCGCUGCAUCACCAAAUCUGUUUCAAGUGCUCCGUGUGAUCAUUUAUGGUAUAUUCUUGGCUGGACUCGUAAGUCCUUCUCAUCCUACUCUUAGUAACCACUCACAGGAUCGGCCAUCAACUCGGGUAUACCGUUUUAUGAGUUGCCC